AUGGAACAAAACCACCACCCACAAUUUUCCUCCUCCUCCACCACCGCCGCCGCUGAAUCCACCGGCACCGGAAAUCUGGCGGCGGCGGGCACCGCCGGAGAAGAGCCGAGCUACCGAGGGGUCCGGAAGCGGAAUUGGGGCAAGUGGGUGUGUGAAAUCCGGGAGCCGAGGAAGAAAUCGAGGAUAUGGCUGGGAACUUACCCGACGGCCGAGAUGGCCGCGCGUGCCCACGACGUGGCGGCCCUCGCCGUCAAGGGCCCGUCGGCCUUCCUCAACUUUCCCCACCUGGUCGGCCGCCUCCCCCGGCCGGCCUCCGCAGCGGCAAAGGACAUCCAGGCGGCCGCCGCGGAGGCGGCGGCGGCCACCGAUCUGGACGGGCCGACCGGGCGCCAGGCGUCGAGCUCGGACUCGUCGACGGAUUCUGCCUCGGACGCGCGAGCGGGUGAUUGGACGGCGGCGGCCACCGAGAUGGACGGGCCGAUGGGGCGCCAGGUGUCGAGCUCGGACUCGUCCACGGAUUCGGUCUCGGACGCGCGAGAGCCGUCGGAUUGCGCGAUUGAUUGGACGGCGGACGACGACGACACGUUUUUCGACCUGCCGGAUUUGGGGGUGUCCGCGUGUGGUACUCACGGCGUGGAUGGGUUCUGUUGCUACGCGCCCACGUGGCUGGAUCCAUUUUCGUGGGAUGAUGAUUAA
Striga asiatica is the source of this 696-nucleotide messenger RNA. Lineage: Eukaryota; Viridiplantae; Streptophyta; Magnoliopsida; Lamiales; Orobanchaceae. The record is from the annotation of a GenBank genome assembly.